Amborella trichopoda is the source of this 860-nucleotide messenger RNA. Its product is annotated as glycine-rich RNA-binding protein 2, mitochondrial. NCBI's taxonomy places the organism in Eukaryota, Viridiplantae, Streptophyta, Magnoliopsida, Amborellales, Amborellaceae. The record is from RefSeq and is a predicted model, not a curated record. Gene Ontology annotation, molecular function: RNA binding.
AAUAUCUUGGGCGGUCGGGUUCACUCCACAGUUUGAAACCCUUUAUAUAUCCCAAUCUCUGCUAAACCCUAACUCCGACCUUUCUGUGGGCCUGCUCCUUCUGUAGAGGUGGAACAGGAGAAGAGAGAAAAAAAAUCUAUAUCAGACCCUGAGAUGGCAUUCUACAAUAGAAUUGGAAACCUUGUCAGGCAGAACCUGACCAACUCUGCACUCUCCAAUGGCCGAGUGGAAUCAAUAUCCAUGCUAAAUGCUGUCCGCUUCAUGUCUACAAAGUUAUUUGUCGGAGGGCUUUCCUUUGGAACUGAUGACCAAUCACUGAGAGAUGCCUUUGCCAGUUUUGGUGAUGUUGUUGAAGCGAGGGUUAUCACAGACAGAGACACUGGGAGGUCCCGAGGCUUUGGGUUUGUGAACUUUGAUAAUGAUGAAGCUGCUAGCACUGCUUUAUCCAGCAUGGAUGGUCAGGAGCUGCAGGGACGUAGCAUUCGGGUGAGCUAUGCUAAUGACAGACCAAGUGUGGGAUUUCGGGGUGGCUUUGGUGGUGGUGGUUAUCGUGGUAAUGAUGGGGGAGAUGGUUACUGAGCUUAAUUUUCAUGCCAUCUCUGGAUUCUGCUAUCUCUUCUCUCAGGCUUUUUGUCUCGUGGAUUUUUUUACUUGGUAUGUUUCUUGUGAAACAUAACUUUUCAUAGUCGUGCCUCAGGCUUUUUGUCUCGUGGAUUUUUUUACUUGGUAUGUUACUUGUGAAACAUAACUUUUCAUAGUCGUGCCUUAUAUAUAGGAACAGACUGUUAAGUUCUUCUUCAUGCUAGUUAAAAUUUUAAAGGCAACCACUUUCCACUGGAGAGUGCUCGCUUCUAACUGGA